UUCGCUUGGAUGGAAUGGCACUCUGGACCAACUCUAGACCAGAGAGACAAAGUUAAUUCCGGGGAGAGAGAGGGUGCUUUGUACCAUGUGCUACAACAAGUGUAUUCGGACCUAGGCAUACAGAUAAGAAGCAGCGAAAAGCGUUUCAUCUCGCAUUUACCGCCACUCUGAAGUUUGCAGUACUGAGUGAUUAAAAACAACGAUAUCUGGACGUUGCCGCGCCAGGAGUGCCCUUUUCGAAACCGCAGCAAUAAAACAAACAAAAGCGGUGAGGAACAAAGAAUGUUUGAAAUUCAGCUCGUGGACACUUAAUGCACAAUUCCUUCAGUUUUGUUGAUCUCAUGUAUAUGUUGUGUUUCUUUGGUUGGAUAUCAUGCCUUCUCUUUCUCUCACCUGCUUGGAUUAAUUGAUGACCAGACCACACCUACUAGGUUGGAUUUUUGGACGCCAUGGUCUAUUCAUAAUAAAAUAUUUGCAUUGUUUGUUAUCCAGAAUUUUGGGAACACCAAUAUUGCAGCGUUUAACAUGACCUUUAUUUUAUUGUAACAGUAGUAGACUCGGCUCUUUUUAGAUUUCGUUUUGUAUUCUUCAUCAGUUUAAUAACCUCUGCAUGCGUUUGUAAUUUUGGAUCCAAUAAGAAUGACCGAGGCCGAAGCGGGUGUAAAAAUGUGUCAAAGAUAACGGCGCUCCUGAGGUUUACAUUUUGGAGAUAACGGAACCAUUUCUAACACAGCCUAUGCAUGGAAAACAUUGCUCAUCGUAUGUCAAAAUGAUGCGCACCGGCCCCGGCCUUGUCUAUGAGUGGCUACAGAAUCUUAAACUGCCUCAAUACCUGGAGGGAUUUGUGGACAAUGGAUACGAUGAUCUCGAAGUUUGUAAACAAAUUGGUGACCCCGAUCUGGACGCCAUAGGGGUCCACGUCCAGCACCACCGACAAAAAUUGCUCGACGCAGUGAAGAGGUUGAGAGAGCAGGAGAAGGAAAAAUCUCCGGGUCUUUACUUCACCCUCGAGCCCCUGAAUCCCCUGUACCCCUCUUCCUGUAGACCCUCGUUGGGCACCAACAUAAUGCACAUCACAGAGUGCGAGAAUGACCUCCAGGGGUCAAGUUCAUGGACAGAAUCCAACCAGGAGGAAGUUGGAAUUGGGGCUCACCAAAGAUUUCACCAAGAGUCAUCAUGUCCUAAAAACAACAAUUUGAGUUUCACUGAUUGUAAAGAGUUGGUGACUUACCCAAAACUGAAACUGAAGCUCUUGAUCAGGGAUAAACUUGUGAAAGAUGGAAUCGACCUCAGUGAGCCGCCAUACACCCACAAGGAUGGCUCAUUGGGAACAUUUGAGGACUUGGCUCAGGAGUACUCUGACUAUUACAGUGCCUCUCUCAGUGACGUCCAAGACAGAAUGGAGGAGAUUAGGAAACGUAAGGUUGUACAAGAUGCACAAUCAGCGAUGGAAAAGGUGGACUUAGUCCCGACAUCACUGCAGUGUGAUGGUUCUCAGAUCCAUAGUUGA
Molecule: messenger RNA, 1510 nt
Organism: Oncorhynchus nerka (sockeye salmon)
Lineage: Eukaryota; Metazoa; Chordata; Actinopteri; Salmoniformes; Salmonidae
Product: sterile alpha motif domain-containing protein 5-like
Exons: 3
Coding region: 737-1510 (257 amino acids)
Molecular function (GO): protein binding
Source: RefSeq, a predicted model, not a curated record